AUGCGCUAUUUUCUGCUCUUCCUGCUGCUCGUGGCGAUUUGUGAUGCCGGGUGCCAAGACAAAUGCCGCUUGAAUGUCGACUGCCCGCCUUCUCAAUUUUGCAGUUCGAUACAUGGGUGUAAGAAGUGUGCGCCUCUUAAUGCGAAGCGCUGCGGCAAGAAUUCGGACUGCGGAGCCGGAGAGCGAUGCGUUGAUGGGCCGGAACGACCGACUUUGGCUGGGCAGGGCCUCUGCGAACGGAAA
Mesorhabditis spiculigera is the source of this 243-nucleotide messenger RNA. The record is from the annotation of a GenBank genome assembly. NCBI's taxonomy places the organism in Eukaryota, Metazoa, Nematoda, Chromadorea, Rhabditida, Rhabditidae.